Neohortaea acidophila is the source of this 1499-nucleotide messenger RNA. Its product is annotated as quinone reductase. The record is from RefSeq and is a predicted model, not a curated record. Gene Ontology annotation, molecular function: oxidoreductase activity, acting on NAD(P)H. The coding region runs from base 412 to 1458 and encodes 348 amino acids. The transcript has 2 exons. NCBI's taxonomy places the organism in Eukaryota, Fungi, Ascomycota, Dothideomycetes, Mycosphaerellales, Teratosphaeriaceae.
CUUUAGCCUUUCCUCGCGACCCCACCACUCCAUUCAAUGUUCUGUUUGAUGACAAACACCAGCUCAGCUCGCGCAAACAUUCACGGUCAGGCAUCGCUCAUUGGCCACGUUUGGUGAGCAACGGACAUACCACCAAUUCCUCUUGGAAUCCCCGGUCCCACCUUACUCCACGUCGUAUUGAAGUUGAUUAUGCUACCGUCAUUGCCCUCUACCAAUGCAGGAACACCUCCAUAGCAUCUGGAAAGUGGUUGACUCUCCGUCUCCGUCUCCGGUCGGAAGGCAAGGUAUAACUAAGAAGACAAAGUUCUCUUUCCAUGUUCCAUCAACUCAUGCUAUCCAUUACUACCGCUACUCCUCAUCACAAUUCCAUUCAUCAGUGUCUUUCAAUUCAACCCCCAUCCCUUUUUCGAAAUGUCCACCAACCAAGCAGCCUGGCUCAAUGAACGGAAAGGCUACCCCUUUCAGAUCGCCUCGGCGCCAAUGCCCACCCCUCGCCCCCACGAACUCACCAUCCGCGUGCACGCCGUAGCCAUCAACCCCGUCGACGGAGGCGUGCAAGCAACAGGCAUGGUCUACAACACCUUUCCGCGCGUCCUGGGCAUCGACGCCGCCGGCACCAUCACGGCCGUCGGCAGCGCCGUCAAGGCCUUCCAAGUCGGCGAUCGCGUCAUGGGCAUUCCGUGCGUAGAGGAGGGUGAUGAGAAUGAGGACCAUCGUGGCGGCACGUUUCAGCUGUAUUGCAAUAUUUCCGAGAGUAUGGCUGUCAAGCUUCCGGAGGGAGUGGCUUUCAAGGAUGCGGCUGUACUUCCUUUGGGCAUGUGCACUGCUUGCGUGGGAUUGUUUGAGGACUACAAUCUGGACCUGCCGUAUCCGAAGACCGGGCAGGUGAAGGUUGCAGGCGACAAAGUGGUGUUGAUCUGGGGUGGAGCGUCGAGUGUAGGCAGUUGCGGGAUUCAAGCCGUCAAAGCGGCGGGGUUGCAGGUGGCGACGACUGCGAGCGCGCACAAUCAUGAGUAUUGCCGAAGCCUUGGGGCGGAUUACGUGUUCGAUUACAAGAGCGAGACGGUGGUGGAGGACGUCGUGGCCGCGCUCAAGGGCAAGGAGUUCGGUGGCGUGUUUGCGGCCGUCAUGGGAGAGGAGGUGUACAUUAAGAGCGCGGAGAUUGCCGUGCAACUCGGAGGCAAGCAGCUGGUGGCGACGGUGUUGCCAGACAUGAUGAAGUACGAGAAGCCGCUGCCGGGUGGAGUGCAGCUGGGUUACAACUACGGUGACUCGCUCCGACAUACGGCCGUGGGACCGGCAAUCUGGAAAUGGACCACGGACGCUCUCGCCGACGGGAGCUUGAAGUGCAAGCCGGACGCGUAUGUCGUUGGCAAGGGGCUGGAGAGUGUGCAGGAGGCAGUGGACCUCAUCAAGAAGGGGGCUUCGGCUAGGAAAUAUGUGGUUGAGCUGGCAUGAGGUAGUGAAAUAGCGAUGUAGCGUACUGAGAGAUACAGGAA